UGAGGGCGCUGUUUUUCGUCAAUAUGGUCGCUACUUUAGUCUAUACUCUUUGGUUGACUCAACCUACAUCGAUUAUUUAUGUCUUCUUAUAGAAAAAACUUAUAACCUUUCAUUGUGAACUAAAGAAUAUUUUUACAACAAAACAAGUGGAGUAAUUUUAAUCUUGGAUCAGUAAAUAUUUUACCUUGAAAUACAAGGAUACGUAAACCACAACUACUUGUUGGUUUUAUCAACAACUGCUUGAAACUCAUCUCAUAUUAAAUCAAGAGAUUGAUUCGUUUUCUACCAUUUCAGGUAAAAAAUGGAGCCACAAAAACCACUUCCGAGUCUCCUCUCCCUCAAAGUCUCAGUCCCGCCAGGUAUGGACCAGCCACUAAUGGAAGAAUCCGAUAUCGACACAGACCCAUCUGCAGUCAAGCUUCCAGCAGCGCUUGAACAAGCUUUGGCUUUCAAGACCGAACGUGCCAAGGAAGUUGGCACAGAUCCCAAUGAGAUCUCCGUGCCAGGCAGUUCCCCUUCUCAUCCACCUUCAGACCUCCCUAUCGACUUCGUCACCGAUCCCCUUGAAAUUCCAAAUGAAAUUUCUAAUUCCAACACCCAUCAAAAGUCUCAAAAAUCCAAGAAGAAGAAAAAGAAGAAGAAGAAACGUCAUGCGAUCGACCCAAAGGAAGACCAAGAGAAUAAGAAGAAAGACCCAGACGUUUUUGCUACUAAAGAGGACCUCCCAGAGGUGGAGUACGUCCAGGAAACGCCAGGAGUAACUGAUCUGGAACCCAUGUACCGCCAAUUCGCUCGAGUCUUCGAAGCUUUCAAAUUGAUCGAACCAGAAUCCAUUGAAAAAGAUAGAGAACUCAUCGGUCAGUAUCCUCCAGCUGCGACUCCAGUGAUUCCCAGUAAGGUUCCAUUACUCGAUGACUUCGACGAAGAUGCAGGACAACCUCAGCCUUCCACAACGGAGAACGGAGCUCCUCGGUUAUCAAAAAGAAAAUUAAAACGAUUAACUCGUCUCAGUGUAGCCGAACUGAAACAACUUGUUGGUCGUCCCGAUGUCGUGGAAAUGCACGAUGUAACAGCUCGAGACCCAAAGCUUCUUGUCCAGUUGAAGGCUCAUAGGAACACCGUUCCAGUUCCUAGACACUGGUGCUUCAAGCGAAAGUAUUUGCAAGGGAAAAGGGGAAUUGAAAAACCACCCUUUGAUCUUCCCGACUUUAUUAAGCGCACUGGGAUCACUGAGAUGAGGGCUAGUCUACAAGAACGAGAUGACUCAAAGACGUUGAAAGCAAAGAUGAGGGAGAGGGCGAGGCCUAAACUAGGCAAGAUUGAUAUUGAUUAUCAAAAGCUGCAUGAUGCAUUUUUUAAGUGGCAAACGAAACCUAGAAUGACGAUUCAUGGAGAUUUGUACUACGAAGGCAAGGAAUUUGAGACGAGACUGAAGGAGAAGAAGCCUGGUGAACUCUCGGAUGAACUAAGAACAGCCUUGGGUAUGCCGGUAGGGCCCAAUUGCCAUAAGGUGCCUCCGCCUUGGCUUAUUGCCAUGCAAAGAUAUGGGCCUCCUCCUAGUUAUCCGAAUUUGAAGAUUCCGGGCUUGAAUGCACCAAUCCCUGAAGGAUGUGCAUUUGGGUACCAUGCUGGGGGCUGGGGGAAACCUCCCGUUGAUGAGACAGGCAGGCCACUGUAUGGAGAUGUCUUUGGAGUGGUGAGACCGCUUGGCGCGGAUGUAAUGGAUGAGGAGGUCGAUCGGGGGAUGUGGGGAGAGCCGGAGUCCGAGAGUUCCGGGGAGGAGGACGAAGAUGAAGAAGGAGAUGAUGGUGGUGAUGUCGAUGGAGAUGGAAAAGAGAUGGAUGGAGACGCCAGCGGUCUCGUGACACCUGGAGCCGAAGGUUUGAUAACUCCAAGUGGUAUGACAUCAAUCCCUGCUGGAUUAGAAACUCCUGAAACAAUUGAAUUGAGGAAGAAAAAGAUUGAGAGUGAUAUGGAGGGUGGAGAUACUCCAGCAGCCCUUUACACUGUACUUCAGGAGAGGCGGACUGAAGGACUCGGUGGCAGUAUGAUGGGCAGCACUCAUGUUUACGAUAUGACAGGAGCUGGAGGACAGGCUCCACCUUCUGUUAUUGCUGCCAGGAGGGGAAUUAGUGGAGGAGAGUCUCGGGUUGAGAAAGAUGGAGCUGUGGAAGUAGCAUUAGAUCCUAGUGAAUUGGAUCUGGACUCUGAAGCCAUGGCCUCGAGGUAUGAAGAGACUAUCAGGUCUCGGCAGGCUCAUCUUAGGAGGGAGGAUGUAUCAGAUUUACUACAAGAUCAUGUACAACGGCAGAAGAGUAAAAGAAAGAGACAGCAAACCCAAGAGAGCAAGUCUGCUAAGAAAUAUAAGGAAUUCAAGUUCUAAUUUUUUUUGCAUUAUUUUCAAAUGUAGUUUAAGAGAUUGUAAGUCACAGGAAAAUACAAAGAAUCAUAUUCUUGAA
Diachasma alloeum is the source of this 2459-nucleotide messenger RNA. It is a transcript of the gene Sf3b2, whose product is annotated as splicing factor 3B subunit 2. Gene Ontology annotation, biological process: mRNA splicing, via spliceosome. NCBI's taxonomy places the organism in Eukaryota, Metazoa, Arthropoda, Insecta, Hymenoptera, Braconidae. The record is from RefSeq and is a predicted model, not a curated record. The transcript has 4 exons. The coding region runs from base 302 to 2383 and encodes 693 amino acids. Gene Ontology annotation, cellular component: catalytic step 2 spliceosome; nucleus; U12-type spliceosomal complex.